Colletotrichum orchidophilum is the source of this 2808-nucleotide messenger RNA. RefSeq names its product calpain family cysteine protease. The transcript is spliced from 2 exons. Lineage: Eukaryota; Fungi; Ascomycota; Sordariomycetes; Glomerellales; Glomerellaceae. The record is from RefSeq and is a predicted model, not a curated record. The coding region runs from base 1 to 2808 and encodes 935 amino acids. Gene Ontology annotation, molecular function: calcium-dependent cysteine-type endopeptidase activity. Gene Ontology annotation, biological process: proteolysis. Gene Ontology annotation, cellular component: cytoplasm.
AUGUCAGAAUUGACGACUCUAUCAAACAUGGCGACGUACGGAGAUCCGCCAACACUGGUGCCUCUCAUUCCUACACCAACUAAGCGGUCGAAGAAGAGUCCCCAAGAAGUCUUAUCCGACUUCUGGGACAAGUUCCAUUCGAAGUAUCCGGGGAAGGUGACGUCCAUCUUCCCUCGUGCCCUCUACUCCUCACUUCUUCCUGCUUUCCAAGAGAAGGGCGCAUCAUCCACCCGCAAUGCUCAAGAGUCAUAUGAUGCUGCCGCGCGCGAGUGCCGAGAGAAGGUCAAACGAAUCAUCCGGGAAUGCGAGAGAACCAAUGAGAAGUACACCGACGCCGACUUCGACAUUGAACGUGAUUCCAAGAGCAACUGCCUCAAUGGUCUGAUCCGCGACUGGGAGCAGGGGGCUAGCGGUGGUGGCGGCGCUGCGGAGGAUGGACCAAACGUGAGCAGCUGGGACGUCAAGAACAGCCUCGACACCUUGAACGCGGCGCAGAUCUUGGGUCCCAGCUCUACCAUUCCCAUCGAUCCCACGGCCGUAAGCCGUUUUCUUGGAGGCGAUGGUGGUGGUGGCUGGAACCCUUUUGCCAACGCAGCCGCUGGCAAGGGAGCCAGAGCCGCCUCUGACAGAGUCUCGAAGCGUCAUGGCGUCCGCGGGAGCGAGUAUUACAGCCCAGGCUCUAUCCAUCGCAUUGACUGGAUCUUUGACUCGCCGCAGUUUACGUUGAAUGGGUACUCGUCUUCCGAUAUCAAGCAGGGUGCAAACGGCGACUGCUGGUGGCUGGCGGCGGUCGCAACCAUUGCGCAUCGCAAAGACCUCAUGGAGAAGGUCUGCGUCGCUCGCGAUGAGGAGUGUGGUGUCUACGGGUUUGUCUUCCAACGCGAUGGCGAGUGGAUCUCGACAGUCAUUGAUGACAACCUCUACCUCAAGGAGUCAGACUUUGACUAUUAUGGCGACGUCUACGAUGCCAGUGGCAAGAAGGCUCGCCAGCACAGAAAGAGACUUCAGACGGGUUCUGAUGCUCUUUAUUUCGCCCGCUGCGAGGAUCAGAAUGAGACUUGGUUGCCACUGCUCGAGAAGGCAUACGCCAAGGUCCAUGGAGAUUACGAGGCUAUCUCGGGGGGCUGGCCCGGUGAGGCAGUUGAAGAUAUGACAGGCGGUGUCACUUCAACUAUUGCCACCAACCGGGUACUGAGGAAGGACAGACUGUGGAAGGAGCUUAUCAGCGCGGACGGCGAGUUUGUCUUUGCCCUGGCUGCUAUGGGAACCGGUUGGGACUGGCAGAAGAGCGGACUCGCACUGGGACACGCAUAUUCGAUCCUCCAGUCACGCGAAGAGGUUGACGAGGACGGCAAAAAGGUCCGCCUCGUUCAGAUCCGAAACCCAUGGGGUGAACGAUCCGACGGCGGUGUCGGCGAAUGGAACGGACCUUGGUCCGAUGGCUCCAAGCAAUGGACGCCGUACUGGCUCAAACGCCUCAACCACACCUUUGGCGAUGAUGGCGUCUUCUGGAUGUCAUACCAAGACAUGCUCUCAACCUUCAUGUACAUCCACCGCACACGUAUCUUUGACGAGAAGUGGACCGUUGUGCAACAGUGGACCUCGUCCAACAUAUCUUGGGUUACGGGUUUCCUUCAGACAAAGUUCGUCGUUAAGGUCAAGAAGUCGGGCAUGGUCGUCAUCGUGCUGACACAGCUCGAUGACCGUUACUUCCAUGGGUUCGAAGGACAGUACUGGUUUGAGCUACACUUUGUCCUUCAGCAAGCCGGCUCAUCGACUUCCUCGGCCAGCGAGAAAUCCAAGGACGAAGAGAAGAAGAAGACGGAUGCCCCCGAGCCGGAGCAGAUCUGUCGCGUCCGUCCUGUGCACAAAUGGGAAAACCGCUCAGUGAGCUGCGAGGUUGACCUGGAGCCAGGCAUCUACGAGGUCCUCCCCAAGGUCACGGCCGCUCGGAACAGCGACGGCGACGGGUCCACCAAGCCUGUCGAGGAUGUGGUCAAGGAGUACGCCGAACGCAACCCACAGAAACUGCGACAGGUCGGCCUACAAUACGACAUCGCACACGCCAAGGGUGGCGUGCGUGACGAGGACGAGCUCGUGGAGAAGAAGAAGCUUGAUGCGAAGCAAAAGAAGGAGAGUAAAAAGGCGAAGAAGAGAAGAAGGCAGAAAAAGGCACUUGGAAUCGCGGCCAAGGCGCUUGAGGACUCGGCAAAGGUCGUGUCUGAUCUCGCGAAUGAGGGGAAGAAGACUGAGGAGAAGAAGGAGAGCAAAGACACUGCCGAGAAGGAGGGGAAGAAAGCUGAAGAAAAAGAGCAAAAGAAGGAUGGCGAUUCGACUGAGACCAAGAGCUCGGAGAAGGAUUCCACUGGUAGCAGUCUGAAGCCUACUGAAGCAGAGAAGCCAGCAAGCCUAACUGCGUCGAAACCUGGUGAUGGCCCAACUCAAGAGCCAAAGAAGGGCGAGGAGAAGGAUUCAGAGGAGAAAGUUGACAAGAAGGAGAGCGAGAAGAAAUCUGAAGAGUCCAAGCCAGCCGAGGAGACCGUCGCCACUAAAUCAAAGGCUGAGGACGACUCUGAAGAAGCGCCUGCCGAGGAAGAAGAGGCUUCUGAUUCAGACUCUGAUGCUGAGUCCACCGUCUUGGACGACAAUGAGGAGCUGACAGGAACGCCAUGGAACGCCGUCUGUGUCUUGGGCCUGCGUGUUUACGCUCGGGACCCCGAGGUAUCCAUCAAGCUGGUCAAACCGAGCGAUGCCGAGGAGGCCUCGAGCUUGAUCGUCGAUGGAGAGGCUGCUGGUGCCACUGCUUGA